UCGAAGGCAACGGUUCGCAAUCGCGGCUGCUGGAAAAACGGAUAAGAACGCCGACAAUGUUGUUUGCCAUGUUCACACGCGAAUAAUUUCGUAUUGCGAAUUUUGUUUUGCAAACUGUGAAAAUGCAAUCGAAGCAUCGAAAAAUAGUGCAAGAAGUUGCAUUUUAAACAAUAAUCGAGUACGAAACUCAACUCUUUCAACAGUCAACGAACUGUCAUCGAAGCCAGAAGGGCGAAAGAGACGGAAGAGCCAGCGAGAGGGAGACAGAGAGGGCGAGUCUCUUAUCCGCCUCUUAAAAAUUUGCAUAGAAAAACCCGACACAAAAAGCAGCAACAUCCAGGAUGUCGCACGAAACAGCAGUCUCAGCAGGAGCAAAUUCUACAGCGGCGGUGUCCUGUGCGGAUAACUCCUCGAAGGUGGAGGUCAUCGUGUACACCACCAAGUCGGACAAGACGCUCAAGCAGAACAUGAAUGCCAAGGAUGAUACGCUCAGGAAGCGUACCUCCCUGAUCAUUGUGCCCCAGCAGGUGGACGUUGAGGAGCAGGAUGCGACGACAAAGGUCAGGGACAAUGGGAAUCGCAACUCAACGGCCAGCAUGGAUAGCUGCGUCUCGAACACGACCAGUCAGAGCAAUCAGUCGAGUGGUGGUGGCUCCAGUUCCUCGACAAGCAGCAGUGGCAGUGGCAGUGGCAGCAGCAGCAGCAGCAGCAGCAGUGGCUCCGAGGAUGCCCACGGUGCCUACCAGGAUCUGCAGAACGGCAAUGCUGGCCAGGAUCUGCACUCACCGUCGCCGGUGCCCAGGUGCCACUCGUCCACCAGCUCAUCCUCCGCCUCGGAGUCCACCUCGUGCUCCAGCUCAGCGGACUACUCGCUGCGGGAGCAGCUCAAGAACUUUGCCAACCGAAAUGCCGAGGAACAAUUGAGGUCCUCGGGAGCCGCCGUGGAGCCCACCAUCCGCUUGCUCAAGGGCAUGAGUCUUCCGGUGGGCGGCGAUCAGCAGUCGGUGCCCUCGGCCCUCUGCGAUGCCCUGCUCAGUCCCCAGGAGGCUCCCCUGGGACGACGCUACGCCGAGGUGGCCCAGUUCAAAGGUCACCCCAAGGCAAGAACAAGUGAACCGCUUCCCUCUGCUGGUGCCACGCCCUCGUCUUUGGAGGCGUCCUCUGUGGAUGCCGGCAAUUCCCACGGUGGCAACAACAAUAACAUUAACAACAACCACAAUGGCCAGCAACAGUCACAAAAAUCUCAGCAACAGGCGAGCCUCAACGCCAUCAGCAGCAAACUGAAUGUCCUGGCCCAGUCCAAUCUCAAUAACAAUAACACGAGCAGUCAGUCGGGAUCCAUGACACCAGCCUCAAAUCGCACGGGCCUGGACGCGAAUCAGAACCAAAAUCAAAACACAGGCAGCCGCCGGAGCAGCAGCCUCGAUCCGGAUGUGGAUGACGUCGUGGAUGCGUCCCACGGCGGAGCCUUCGAUGAUGACAUGCAGGCCCUCCUGCCCAAGUGCUCGCGUCGGUCCCGGGAUGAGCUCAGUCAGUCGCGCACAUCCUUGGUGUCGAGCUCGGAGGGUGGCAUCCUGGCCGAGGGCGAGACGUCCAGCGAGGACGACGAGGAGGAGCCCGUGGAGGCGGAGGACGAGGACGAUGGCGAGGAGAGCAGCCGCGACUCCAGCGACAACUCGCCGCCCUGUGACCUGGGACUCAUGGAGCGCCUCCUGCUGACCCAUCCGAUGUGGUUCCUGCCGGGCAUCCAGCGAUCCGGGGCCGUUCAUCUGCUCCAGGGCAAGGAGGAGGGGACCUUCAUUGUUCGUGGUUCCAGUCAGCCCAACACGAUGGCAGUUUCGGUGAGACUUCCCCAGGACACGGGACCCUACAUCGAGCACUAUCUCAUUCAGUCGCACGACAAUGUCCUUAGCUUGGAGAGCUCCCGUUUCACAUUCGGCUCGAUUCCCCUGCUGAUUGCCCACUACGCGCAAUGUUGCGAUGAGUUGCCGGUGCAGCUGAUGUUGCCGCGUGUCCUGCGGGAGGCGAACAACCGCAAGAAACUCAGCUCGCUGGCCCUACUUGGCCAGGAGUUCUGGAGCUAUGCCAGCAGUCCGGCCCUCCUUGGUCCACCCACGCCGACGGUGGCUCCCGCGAAGGAUCAGCACCACCUGCUGGAUGCCAAGUCGCCGCUGUCACUUACCGAAACCAGUGGCCUGGGCACGGCCACGUUUUUCAGCGAUGCCCUGGCCAAGCCACCGCCCACCGGGGCCCCGCCCCUUCCGGGCAGCAGUCUCUUCAGCCCCACCGGCAGUGGCCAGCUGCUGGGCUUCUUCAGCCAGGCGGGCACUCCGUCGGACACCACAAACUCGAGUUUGAGCUCCUUCACCACCAGCGGGGGUCAGCACCUGCAGCUGCUGAGUCCGAAUUCCGUGGACUCGGUGAUACUCACCAUGUCGCCGGUGGACAAUCCGGGGCAUUAUUUGCCAGGAUCUGGUUCAUUGGCACCCAUCUGCCCCUUGGUGGGUGACCAGCAGCUGAGCACAUUUAAAAUGGCACAAACAGCACCGGAACAAGUGGAUCAAGUGCGUCCGCAGCGACCGAAGCCACCGAAUACAUUGAAUCUCAAGCCACCGGCGCCACCGAUGCGAUGGUCCAAGCCGCACUCACCGGAUCAUCAGAGUGUGGGGGGAAAUGCUAAUGCUAAUGGUAAUGGUAAUGGUAAUGGUAAUGGAAAUUUCACGGUCACCACCACGGUUACCUUUUCGAUGGAGAACGGCGUGGGCGGAGGAGGCAGUGGUGCGGCCGGAAAUGGCAAUGGCAAAUUCGUGGAGGUGACCACACCGGCGGCCAGCAAUCCCUUCAACGCACUGCUCAACGGCCAGGCCAGCACUUUUCAGACAUUCGCCAAGCGACUGUCGCCGGAGGGCGAGUGCAAGGACACUCUCUCCUCGCAGGGAUCCUCCUCGAAUGAUGGCCGCUGGCCGCCCACGGGUCGCAAGCUGCUCGCCUCUCCACUCACCCCGUUGACGCCCAGCGGUGGCAGCAGCAGCAGCGGCGGCAAGACCAGGAAAUCCCGCGCGGGCAAGGAAUCAAAGCACUACAAGGAGUCGGACAUCCUGGAGAGCCCGCCGCAGCAGUACUGCGCCAGUGCGCUGAGCGACAAGAUCAGCGACUACGAGGACGUCUGGUCACACGAUCCCAGUGACCGGGCCAGCCUCCUCACCACUUUCCGCCCGGCCACGGAUUCGAUGGGCGGCGUGAUGAACCGGCGGCCCGAUCUGCUGGCCGAGACACCGAGCACGCCCACACCAACGCAGUCGUCGCACCUGACGCCCUGCGAGGAGGAAACCACAGCCACGCCCAACGAAAGCUCGAGCCAAUCUCUGCUGCAGUUCCCGGGCGAUAUUCCAGCCCGCUCCCGAGCCGGUCUGCUCCUAGCGAAUCUACCGGGUGGUCAGGCGCCAGCAGCCGCCAUGACCCAAUCCCUGACGGCGGCCGUCGAAGAUGGGGGCGAUACCACGCCCACGGCCGAGGGACAGAGCCACGGAGCCAGCAGUCGCAGCAAGCAGGGCAGCCCCUUCUAUGCGGAACCGGCGGAUGCACUGCGUCAGGCGGGCCUGACCAGCGCAGCCACCGCCAUUCUGAGGCGCCCGCCUCGCAGCCAAGCGCUGCACGCCAGCCAAAGACACUCGGAACCACUGAAACCGGGCUCCGGAAUAUCGGGCAAUGGGGCAAUGUUGCAGCCCAGCGAGCUGGAGAAAUUGGCCGGCAGCCUGGACGAGCUGAAGCCCAAGCCGAAGGCUAGUCAGCUCCAGCUGCAGCUGCAGCUGCAACAGCAGACACAACAGCAGACACAACAGCCCACCAAGCGGCCGCACAAACGGACCGACCAAUGGCCACUGGACAGCAGCUGGGAGUUUAUGGCCAAGCAGGAGACAGGAAGCCAUGCUGGCGGGGAUUACGAUGCGGCGGUCAUCGACUGGCAGGAGAAGGAGAACUCGCUGGGCAGGGAGGGCAGUCGAAAGCGCACGCUGACCAUCCACCAGAUCAUCGCCAAGCGACUGCCCGACCUCAAUUUGCCGGAACUGGUGCGCUGCUCACCGCCGCUGCAGCCGCAUGUCCUGGGGCAGGAUAAGGUCGGACUCGGAAUCGGACUCGGAACCGGACUCGGAUUUGGAGUGGGAGUCGGGUGCAGCGAUGGCAGCCAGAACGGUUGCAGACUAUCCUCCUACGACAACGUCUUCUGCCAGAACUCAUUCGCAGGCAUUGAUUCGGCCCAGUCCGACGAUGGAACCAUCUUCUCGGAGCCCUGGGAUUCGUCCCAGUGGGACACCUUUAUGCCCCACGAUGAUGCCACCAUCAACUCGGACACCAUCCAUCUGUCCAAGUGCCGACCCGCUCUCUCCGAGGACGACACGAUCAUCGAGGAACUACAAAGCACCAAAGACGGCAGCAAUGCCAGCUGCAACCAGGACACACUCAAGGCCAACCGGAACGGUGCUGGACACCACAAGCCCAACAAUGCGGGCCACAAUGGCAAGGCCAACAGUCGAACCAAAGUGGCCACAAUUCUGCGAAACCCCAGCAUGCGGGAUCGUGAAGUCUUAUGUCACCCCCGCAACAAGAUGAGCCUACAGAGCAGUGGUCCCGGCGAUUCCCUGCGAGCCUACACCCUCCAGCUGGCCCAGGACCGCUCCACGUUUGCCCGCAACAUCGAGAACUUCAUUUGCUGCACGAAGGAGUCACGUGAGGCGGCGCCGCAGGUGGUGAUGCGCAACAUGCGCCAGUUCAUGAGCGGCAUGAAGAACUAUCUGGUGAAGCACGGCGAGGGCAAGUUCCAUGCCGAACUGGAGACGGCUAGGGCGCGACUGAAGUCCGACGAGUUCCUCAAUCUGGACGCCAUGCUGGAGACGGUGAUGCACCAGCUGGUGGUGCUGCCGCUGCGGGAGCAUCUCUACGGCAUAUUCGUGGAUCACUAUCAGCGCAGCGAGGACAUCCAGCUGUUGGCGCAGAAUGUGCGCUAUGCCUGCGAACGUGAGGCGGCCGACUUCGGGAUCAGGGCCACGGUCACGCCGCCAUCGCAGGCCGCCCUGCGGCUGAUUGCCAACCUGCUGUGGCGCCUCCAGGAGGCCGAACUGCCACUGGACAAGCUUGAGCUCUUCCUGUGCGUCAUCUCCACGGUGUUCGAUGCCACCGGUUGUCCGCGUGGCCAGCAGCUGGGCGCCGACGACUUUCUGCCCGUCCUCGUCUAUGUGGUGGCCAAGUGCGGCUUCGUGGGCGCCGAAAUCGAGGCGGAAUUCAUGUGGGGCCUGCUGCAGCCGACGCUCUUGAAUGGCGAGCCGGGCUACUACCUGACCGCCCUCUGUAGCGCCGUCCAGGUGCUCAAGACCUUCAUGGCGUCCGAGGGCGAGAGCGGCACCGGAUCGUUGGACUGGCGCUCCAGCUGCCUGCCCGCCUGCUCCAGCGUGCUGCGCGUGAUCAUCCCCGACGAGUGCAACGGAUCGCUGCAGACGAGGACGCUGCCGGUGCGACCGCACACCACCACGCGCGAGGUGUGCCGCAUCAUAGCACACAAGGCGCGCAUCACGAACCCGCAGGACUACGCCCUCUUCAAGCUGGUCGACGGCGAGGAGACGCUGCUGACGGACGCCGAGUGUCCGCAGGAUGCCCGACUGGCGGCCAAGGGGAAGCACUGCAUGCUGGCCUACAAGCGGAUCGAUGCCAAGAUCGCCUGGCCCACUGCCCAGCUGGCAGGACACUGAUUCAUUGAUUCACUGGUUCACUGAUCCAAUGAUCCAAUGAUCCACUGAUCAAAUGAUCCACUGAUCCAAUGAUCCACUGAUCAAAUGAUCCAAUGAUCCACUGAUCAAAUGAUCCAAUGAUUCCCUAGGGACAUAUAUACAUACUGCCCCAACACAACCCGCCCCUCUCUUGCUCACUAACCAAGCAUAUUUGAUUAAUAAUUUAUUAUUAUUACAUUAAAAUAUACUUAGUAGCCUGUAAGUAAAGCUAAUUAAUGCUAAUUAGAAAGCAUCUAAUGUGUACUAAACAUCAGUAUUGAGUUAAGUGUGUUUUUUUUUUUCCAAACAUUUUUUUUUUUGCUAAUAAAUAUACUAUGCGAAUAAUA
Drosophila gunungcola (fruit fly) is the source of this 6109-nucleotide messenger RNA. It is a transcript of the gene spri, whose product is annotated as protein sprint. Gene Ontology annotation, cellular component: cytosol; endocytic vesicle. The record is from RefSeq and is a predicted model, not a curated record. Gene Ontology annotation, biological process: vesicle-mediated transport; signal transduction. NCBI's taxonomy places the organism in Eukaryota, Metazoa, Arthropoda, Insecta, Diptera, Drosophilidae. Gene Ontology annotation, molecular function: small GTPase binding; guanyl-nucleotide exchange factor activity.